UUCCUCGUCGAUUAACAGCAGGAAAUAGAGUGAUACUAUCGCAAAAGUUACUGAGUAUGAGACACGUUCAAACUAUAACAAAUAGGAGGACAAAUUAGUCCAUUACUGAGCAAAGAUAGGCGCGCCCAGCACAUUUGGGGGCCCGUCCGGAUAUCUGGAAUUAGAACGUCGAAGUACGGCGGCUACCCACCCAUGGUAGGAUAAUAGAGGAUUAGUAAUAGGUAGGCAACUGAUUGAACAUCGGUGCAUCCCAGAUUACUGCCAGCCUUACUAUCUGAUAGUCAUUUGGUGCUGCGAUUUGUGGAGUGUCAAAUAAAAAACGGAACUUCAGCAGCAAUGGAAAAUUGUUUUACUUGGGAUGGAACAAAACCCUGUGGAAACCCUUUCCGUUUUAAUCCGCCGCCUAGCCGUAGACCUUUGAUGAGUGAAACUUGCCGCACACUGUUUUGCAUCCUAUCCAGCUGCUCCACCCGUUCAGAGUUGCAACAUUCCCAACAUAUACAAGGAAACGGUACUACUACUACUACUAAGGAAUUGGUUGAUCAACAUUUGGAGGCUGAAAUUAAGUUAGUUGGUGCUACUGAUAAUGAGAAGAACAACGGUCAUGCCAUUUGGCAGGACCUAGGUGAUAUCAUCGAUGCACAAAUGAUGGAUUGUAUAGAUUCAUUGGAUCAAAUUGAAGAUUCAACAGAAUGUGACGCGCAAGCCCCUCAAGAGAAUGGUGCUAACAAUGGGGUAGUGAGUUCAGUCUCUCUGGUGGACACCAAGCAAGACAGUACUCUUGAUUUUCAGUUGGAUGGUGAGGAAGCAGAGAAAUCAAACAUCCGAGACUUGGCAGCAGGGGAAUCUGAUUUUGAAAAACCGCAAAAAAUGGAUACAGAAAUCUCUAUUGGAGAAGCUUGUGCGACUAGAGGAUCAUGUUUACAUAUAGAGACUGAAUCGUCACAGCUUGUUCAGAGUGAUCAAGAGAAAAACGAUAUUGAGGAGAAUGAUGUGUUGGGAGAUACGGAACAUGGAUUGCAACUUAAAGAGUUGGAACUGCAAAACUUGAUUUCUCCUUCCGGGCCCUCAAACUUAUCAGUUAGUGAAGAGGUUGAAGAAGGACAAAUUUCUGGAGAUGAUGAGGUAAAUUAUCAAGAGAAUGGUGCUAACAAUGGGGUAGUGAGUUCAGACUCUCUGGUGGACACCAAGCAAGACAGUACUCUUGAUUUUCAGUUGGAUGGUGAGGAAGCAGAGAAAUCAAACAUCCGAGACUUGCCAGCAGGGGAAUCUGAUUUUGAAAAACCGCAAAAAAUGGAUACAGAAAUCUCUAUUGGAGAAGCUUGUGCGACUAGAGGAUCAUGUUUACAUAUAGAGUCUGAAUCGUCACAACUUGUUCAGAGUGAUCAAGAGAAAAACGAUAUUGAGGAGAAUGAUGUGUUGGGAGAUACGGAACAUGGAUUGCAACUUAAAGAGUUGGAACUGCAAAACUUUAUUUCUCCUUCCGGACCCUCAAACUUAUCAGUUAGUGAAGAGGUUGAAGAAGGACAAAUUUCUGGAGAUGAUGAGGUAAAUUAUUAUGAACCUGACGAUUGCAUGAUUUUUGAAGAGGCAGUUUCACUCGAACAGGAGAUUGCUCGUGUGUGUACCACAGCUAUAAAAGAACCAACUCAUGAUGUUCGGGAUACUAAACCUCAGGAAAAGGAUGUUCUAACUUCAGUUUGUAAUGAAUCUAAGAAGUGUAUUCGAGAAUUUUCAAAAAAGGUGGAGGAGAAUGACUUUGAAACUGUUGAAUGCAAGAAUGGCGCUGAGACUGAGAAAGUUUAUUUUUCAUUUGAUAAUGUUAUGGAGAGGGACAUAGUUACUAAUCAAAUAGAAGGUGCUAAGAAGGUAGAUGGAUCUACCUUCUUAGCACAAGGUUUUGUUACUAAGACAAAGGAUACAAAUAAAAUGACAAAGAAAAACGUCAGAGGGCCUAUUACUGAGGAGAGGAAGGCAAAGCGAAAGGUCAAAAAGAAGAUUAAGCAAGCUGAAAAGAACAGAAAGUUAGGAGUAAAAAGAUUAAAGCUGCCGCCACAAAUUAUGAAGCCAAAAAAAGUGUCAUAUUGCCACCAUUAUCUGAAAGGAAGGUGCCACGAGGGGGAGAAGUGCAAUUUCUCUCACGAUACAAUUCCAUUGACCAAAUCAACGCCUUGUUGCCAUUUUGCACGCAAUUCUUGCAUGAAAGGGGACAAUUGCCCUUAUGAUCAUCAGCUCUCCAAAUAUCCCUGCAAUAAUUUUGCUUCCAUGGGUUUUUGCAGCAGAGGAGCCAAGUGUUUGUUCUCACACGACGUGCCAGCUAAGACAGAAUCCUCAAAGACUCCUGCCUCCGCGGCUCAUUUGGGCUCACCUUUACUUCCAUGUAGUUUAAGCCCAAAGAUGCAAGUCAGUGCUAAUGGCAGUAGCCCUCAGCUACAUCUGGGUGAGCCCAUGCAAAAGCUUGCUUUUCAGACACCAAACGGUGUGAGCUUUAUUACUCGUGGGAAGUCAUCAUUGGUGAAGGAGAGUGGUUCUGGAAAAUUUACUCAAGAGGAGAUUCUCUCCAACUCAGUCAUUGCCCAAAAGCCAAAUGAUGUUAUGAAGGAGAGAUCACCUGCAGGUAUACCAAAUGGUGUGAACUUCCUUUGCUUUGGAGGAGCUACUUUGAAUGAUUCCACUCCUAAUACAAACUCAAACAUGCUUAACAGAGAUGGUGAAAGUAAGAGUGGUGGUAUAUGUAGAAUUGAGACGAGAACUGAAGCCCCCCUCAAACCUACGCCUCGAGGAAUUAGCUUGCUCUCAUUUGGAAAAGCAUCAUCAGAUGGCUCCACUUCAAAAGACCAAUCUAUCCUUUGUAGUAAAGAGCCCAAUAUUGCCACCCCCGUGGCUCCUCAUGAGAGACAAAAUUUGCUUAGGAGACUUGAUGACUCCAGGAACAUGCAGUUUAAGUUGUUAUCUUCUCCACCUCUAUCCAAUCAGCUCUAUGGUCAAUCCACAGCGGGGAAUAGUUUUGGACUGCCCAACUCAACAUUCUUGGCAAGCAUGCUAGGCUCAGCACAAAAGGCCAUCCAAUCAACUUUAGCAUUCUCAGCUAAGAUCGAGCCUGGGAUCAAGUUAGAUCAAUCAAUUGGUGCAUCUGUUGUAACUCCCCAAGUUAUAGAGCACCAAUGAGGUCUCAAAAAGGGUACUAUUCAGAUGCUAUCAACAAUUUCUGGAGUUGUUUAAUGAUGAGGAAAGCAAAGUGUUGCUUGCCUUUCCCUAUGGAAUUGUCCUUGCGUUUGUUAGUAAUGUUCAAUUUAAGAUGCAAUAUUGCACCCGGAGAAGAGUGGGAAGAUAAACAUAAGGUUAUCAUGAACUCAGUGUUGUGGUUCUUGUAUCACUAAAAUCAGGAAAGAGAAGAAAAUGCCUCAACAAUGGUUUACCAGUCAUUCAACAUUUAUUGAAUUUGUCACUGGAGGUGUGCCGUGAUUUGAUGGAGGGCAUCGGCUUCGUUGGAGGGUGGCAGCGGCUUCAUGUGAGCAUGGCGAAGGCGACAACGGAGUUGAUGAGGCCAGCCUAGUCCAUAUGAUGAAGACCUGUCCCUACGCGCAUUCAGCGCAUGGCCGACAUCAUCGAAUUAGCCUUUACAAAGCCUAGAAGAGUUGAUUUGGUUUCAUCAAGGACUAAUUUGUCAUGUUCGUACACUUUAGUCGUAUAAAACAUACAAGUCCUCUUUGGCUCUUUGUGUACUUUUACCUUGUUUUAAUUUUAGAGAAUUCUCUUUGUAUACUUUUGUAUUUAACAUUUUUUAUUUUUCUAAACGCGCCAGAAAAAAAUAAAUUAUGUACAGAAAGUAUGUUAGGAGUAGUUUGAUAAACAUGAUUAUAAAAUGGAGUGCUUUGUGAAAAACAUAUUAAAGAGUUGAUAAUUGUUC
Cuscuta epithymum is the source of this 3910-nucleotide messenger RNA. The record is from the annotation of a GenBank genome assembly. NCBI's taxonomy places the organism in Eukaryota, Viridiplantae, Streptophyta, Magnoliopsida, Solanales, Convolvulaceae.